Messenger RNA from Rana temporaria (common frog), 1552 nucleotides. RefSeq names its product UBA like domain containing 2 (gene UBALD2). The record is from RefSeq and is a predicted model, not a curated record. Gene Ontology annotation, molecular function: protein binding. The transcript is spliced from 3 exons. Bases 96 to 596 code for a protein of 166 amino acids. NCBI's taxonomy places the organism in Eukaryota, Metazoa, Chordata, Amphibia, Anura, Ranidae.
UUCGGCCAACCCCUCCCUCCGGUGGGUGACGCGCCGGGUCUUGUGGUGGAAGACAUAACGAGGCGGCCGGGUGGGAGUGCGGAGCGGUGUCCGGGAUGUCGGUGAACAUGGAGGAACUGCGGCACCAGGUGAUGAUUAAUCAGUUCGUGCUGGCGGCAGGCUGUGCGGCGGACCAGGCCAAGCAGCUCCUGCAGGGGGCACACUGGCAGUUCGAGACUGCUCUCAGCACAUUUUUCCAAGAAUCUAAUAUCCCCAGUGCUCAACAUCAUCCACACAUGAUGUGUACACCAAGUAACACACCAGCCACUCCGCCCAACUUCCCUGAUGCUUUAGCCAUGUUUUCAAAGCUGCGUACCUCUGAGAGCUUCCAGAACAGCAGCAGUCCAGCCACCUCAAAUGCCUGCUCCCCUCCAGGCAACUUCAGCCCACACUGGGCCUCCUCUCCACCUAAUCAACAGCCUGUUUGGCUUCCCCCAGCCUCUCCCGCCACACUUCUCCACCACCACCACCAUCAUGCACAGCCUACAUGGCCCCCUACCUCCCAGCCUUCAGGGGGCCCACAGAAAGCCAUGACGGCCAUGGAUGCACAAAGAUAAGACUGGUUAUGAGUGAUCUGGAGCUGGAGAAGAGGCAGUGAUGAAUGCCUCCUUUUUUUUCCUUUUUUUUUUUUUCUGUUUUUAUUUUAUAAAUAAAAGGUUCUGGCUUUUUGUUUUCUCCAAAGGUGAGAAAGUGGAAGGGGGGAAUGAAAGUGAGCUCCCUUUUCCGUCUCCUUUUUAAUAUAUAAAUAUACUGUAUACAGAAAAGAAUAUAUAUGAGGUGCUGGAUGAGGCAUCUUGGAAAACGUUGAAGAAUUGUGGCCUGCGUAGGCCACUUUAACAGAUGGUGGGGAAGGUUUAAGCAGUUCUCACUCUUAGUCUUAUCCGCUCUGUUUGUAAUAGAACAGUUUAUAUGUUGAACCAGUCCUUGGAGCUACAUUGUGUUCACCUGCGCUGGACGUUAAGUGAAGAAAGUGACACUGCUUGAGUUGGAUCAUCUAAACAGAGAAGGAAUGGCCAUCUUUCAAACACUGGCUUGAGAGGAGAGAACCUGACUCUGAUGAAUGUAGUGGGAAGGAAAAAGAAAAGGCAUUCAUGGACAGACCAGCAGGGGUGAUCUGACAUCCAUAGAACCAUAAGCCAUGUCUGGCAUCCAGGCAAUAAAAGCUUCAUCUAAAUGGAAUAGCCACCCUCUUCCACGGUCUUCUUACAGUGCAGGAGGAAUGGAUCACUACAAUGGCUUCCAGUUUCCUUUUUGUAGUUGGCGUUCUAAACAGGGAUUUAAAAAAAAGUUAACUGUUACCAAAGUCCUUGUGAAUUCUUUUACAGGACACAUAAUGCAGUAAAUGAAGCCAUGUCAGCAUGUGGAAGGUCACCCUGAUUGCGAGCAUUGCCCUUUUAUGCCACCACCUAAAGGUGGCACUUGAUGGAUUUUUGAGAGUUUUCUAUUUGCUCCCAGUUGGGAAUAAGAGUCAUGUUCUUUGCCCUGAGCAAUAAAAAUAAACCAUGUGAUAUAA